Molecule: messenger RNA, 1526 nt
Organism: Ctenopharyngodon idella (grass carp)
Lineage: Eukaryota; Metazoa; Chordata; Actinopteri; Cypriniformes; Xenocyprididae
Exons: 5
Coding region: 94-1200 (368 amino acids)
Source: RefSeq, a predicted model, not a curated record
AAAAAGGUGUCAAAGUUGUCAAAUUCAGUGGGAUUCUUUGAGAUUGUGGGCACAAUUCUCCAGCCAAACACCGACUACAUUCUGACAGCAAGAAUGAGCACAAACUAUAACGAACACAAGAUACUGAGUGACCAGAGCGCACCAGUUGAGUUCACCAGCCCCUCAUCUCCACAUGAUAUAGUCAGAACGGUGGUUCCACCUCUGUGUGUUGGUUUAGUCCUCAUCAUUUGUGCUAUCUUCAUCUGCGUUUUGAGGAUGAAGAAAAAAUGGUGGGACAAGAUCUCCAACCCAAAAGUAGAUGCCAGUUUUGGAGAAGAGAAGGGUCAUAUUUUGCCUCCUUCCAUUAUGAACUUCUCCACAAUCCAUGUAGAGAUUCCAAAACUUGAAUUUCAGGAGGAAAAGAAAUUGAUCUCAGCGUCAUCAGUAGAUACAACCAACGAGAAAAGUUCCCACAGUGUUGAGUCGGCGGCAGACGAUUACGGCCAGGCCGGCUUUGAUUCUGGUAGUGACAAGGAGAAUUGCAGUUCGGUCAACGUCUUAUCACACGUCAAACAUGCCCUAGAUGAGGAUUUAAAAUCCCUUCUUUUUACCAGCAACACACCCAGCAAUCAGGGCACUACGAUGAUAGUCAAGAGUGUUGGUAUCAGUUCCUCAAGAGAAAACAACGGUGCAAACCGAGAUUCAGGCAACUGCUCUGGCUCAUCGGUUUUGUAUUUGGAAUCGGCCACUGAUGAUUCUUCAUUCCUGGAGCAGCUGAGCUGUGAUCAUUCCUGUCAAUCCGACAAGAGGGAAAACUCCUUUAUGAGGGAGUUUACCUUUCCCACUAUUGAUGCUUUGGAAGAUGGAUAUCAGUGCUUCAACAGUGUUGUGAACCAGGGAAAUGAUGCAGAUGUUUGUUUGAACCGUUCAGAUGAUGUUGAUUCUGAUGAAAAUUUCAUUGGGAAUAAUAUCAUCACUUGUAAAAAUCCACCUAAUCCUUCUCUGUUGCUCCAUGAUGGCAGCGUCACACCAAGUGAUGAUGGAUAUCAAGCUUUUGAAGGCUUAACAAAGAGCACAGAAGGACAGUGGAGCACGAGCACCAGAACCGAACAAGCUCUUGAUGAAUGUGGAGCGCUGAAAUUCCCCCACAGCACUGGCCAAGAUCCCACAUCAAAAAGUUUGUGGGAUCCUCUUUGCAUUUCUCACCCAUUAUUCAAAUAGACACUUCCUAUCAGUCUGUUUAGCUGUGCUGUACACAACUGAAACAUUGAAUUAUCUUUGUAUGUAAUUUGUUGUUCUGCAUGAAUCACCCAUGAAACUAUGACCAGUAAUAACUAUCUUUAAACCUUCAAUUCAAGUUACACUUUUAACAAUAAGAGGUUGUACAGUGUCUUAAAUGCCUGAAGAGGACAUGUAUUACCAUUUUGACAUUAUUCUGUAUGAUUUUAUCGUCUUUGACAUUGAGUAACUGUCACGGAGUCACAGCCGACACACUAUAAAGACUCUCACUCUCUGCACUUCAGUGUCUGGUCUCGUCUAACAUACCU